This is a messenger RNA of Clavispora lusitaniae ATCC 42720, 1332 nucleotides long. RefSeq names its product putative glucosidase (gene SUN41). Gene Ontology annotation, cellular component: cell surface; fungal-type cell wall. The record is from RefSeq and is a predicted model, not a curated record. Lineage: Eukaryota; Fungi; Ascomycota; Pichiomycetes; Serinales; Metschnikowiaceae. Gene Ontology annotation, biological process: fungal-type cell wall organization.
AUGAAAUUCAGCCAGAAUAUACUCGCUACUGUGUUUGUGGCAUUGUCCACUCUUGCUGCUGCCGCUCCGGCGAGCAAGAGGGAUGACGAUGACUGCUCUUCUACUAGGGUUCAUCUUCAUCACAAGCAUAAGAGAGAGGUCGUUUACGAAUAUGCCUAUGUGACUGUUACGGUCAAUGGCCAAGGCUCCGAAGUCUCUGCCACUCAGACGACCACUUCCACUGGAACUGACGAUGCUCCAGUGGACUCGACUUCGACAUUGGAGUUUACUUUCACGCCAAGCUCUUCUGUCGCUGCCCAAGCUUCGAGCGCUGCUGCUGCCUCCUCGGCGGUGGCAUACUCGUCUGCUGCUGCCUCUUCCCCCGCACAAGCCUCGUCUGCUGCUGCCUCUUCCCCUGCACAAGCUUCAUCUGCGCAAGCCUCUUCCGCUGCAGCAUCUUCUCAGGGCGGUGCUUCUUCUGUGGCAUCAAGCUCGCAGUCUACUGGUACAUACACCACCUCCUCGUCCAACGGAAUUAGCGGCGAUUUGCAAAGCUACCAAGAUCCAACGGAAGAGUUCCAAGACGGUGUUCUUUCUUGUGAUGAGUUCCCAUCUGGCCAAGGUGUUAUUGCUCUUGACCACAUGGGCUUCGGUGGCUGGUCCGGUAUUUACAACUCUGACACUUCUACCGGUGGUUCUUGCAAAGAGGGCUCUUACUGUUCUUACGCUUGUCAAUCUGGUAUGUCCAAAACCCAAUGGCCUUCGAACCAACCUUCGAAUGGUGUUUCGGUCGGUGGCUUGCAAUGUAAGAAUGGCAAGUUGUACAGAUCUAACCCUAACUCCAAGUACUUGUGUGAAUGGGGUGUUGACAAAGCCGUUGUUGUGAGCAAAUUGUCUCAGGACGUUGCAAUCUGCAGAACCGACUACCCUGGUACUGAAAACAUGGACAUCCCAACCGUGGCUCUGGCCGGUCAAACAACUGUUCUUACUACUGUUGACCAAGAUAGCUAUUUCCAAUGGCAAGGCAAGAAGACAUCGGCUCAGUACUACGUUAACAAUGCUGGUGUUUCUUGGGAAGACGGCUGCACCUGGGGUAGCGCUGGAUCUGGUAUUGGCAACUGGGCACCAUUGAACUUUGGUGCAGGAUACACUGGUGGAAUUGGCUACCUCUCUUUGAUUCCAAACCCAAAUAACUACGAUGCUGCUAACUUUAACGUCAAGAUCACUUCUUAUAACGGCGGUACAGUUAACGGUGAGUGCGUCUACGAAAAUGGCUCGUACAACGGUAACGGAUCCGAUGGAUGUACCGUUGCUGUCACUUCUGGCCAAGCGCAAUUCGUUCUUUACAAUUAA